Molecule: messenger RNA, 345 nt
Organism: Ambispora leptoticha
Lineage: Eukaryota; Fungi; Glomeromycota; Glomeromycetes; Archaeosporales; Ambisporaceae
Source: the annotation of a GenBank genome assembly
AUGCCAGCCAUCAUCGCCAUCAUCAACGGAAACAAAACCAUUAACCCAACCACCACCGUAAUAGCAUACAAAAUCCAAUUACGUCUACUUAUAAAACGAGACAACGUGAAAGUUGUAUAUAACGUGGCAAGUCAUCAACAGAAUUCUGCGCUCCGUGAUCCGAAUAUAUUGUCGGGUGAAAUUGUUACCGAGUCGAUCAAUAAUAAACAUCUAUGUUGUGCUAGCAUAUUAGUAGACUCAUUCACAGCAUUAGCACACAUGAUAUGCCUUGGCCAACUAAUAGCAUGUCAUCACAGCUUAGUAUACAUGAUGAGCCAUAGCAGUCGUCAUAGCACUUCUGACUAG